Molecule: messenger RNA, 1737 nt
Organism: Hypomesus transpacificus
Lineage: Eukaryota; Metazoa; Chordata; Actinopteri; Osmeriformes; Osmeridae
Exons: 8
Coding region: 219-1148 (309 amino acids)
Source: RefSeq, a predicted model, not a curated record
CCUAAAUGUGAUCAGACAACACCCGUGAGAUCGAGGAACAAGGAAUAUGAUAAUGAGAAAUCAGAACUGAUUUAGCUAAAAUAAUGUGAAAUAUGGCAUUAUUUCUGUACUCUGUAUACCACCAAAACAAUCUACAUGCAUUUUAAGCAUCUGGACCUAUACGUUUUGCAGUUGCAUCUUGCAGGUGUGACAGCAUCAUAAAUGUGGUAAAGACCGAGAUGAGCACGGGCAGCAAGCGAGAGAGGGAGCAGAGGAGAAAACUGCAGCUCUUUCUGACCGACCUGGCCUUGCUUGGAUCACUGCAGGGUUUCAGGUAUUUCCAGCCUUGGCUUAGAGGGAGAGAAGAGCUUCUUCUAACAGUAGUCAAUGAGGACUUGGGUUGGCGUUCCCCGGGGUUUGCGGUGUCGGCAGCCUCCUCCGACAGCAGCAGUAGCAGAACCUCAUCCAGCAGUAGCACCUACAGCCUAGCUAGCCAUGCUAGCAACAACGCCAGCCCCUCUAGCCACGCCAGCUCUCCCCUGCCUGAUGGGCCAGGGGCACGGAGGUCACAACCCAGCACGCUGUACACACCGAGACCUCUGUCACAGGCCGACAGGGACCACAGCAGUGAGGCCCACCUCCUCCCUGCCUCUCCCAGUGAGAGGGAGAUUGCUGUGCCUGAAGUAAACUGCACCCUUUUCCUGUUGGCCGGCUAUGCCAAAUAUGGCCGCCCGUACGCUUGGAUACGGUCUAACCACGAGCGCCUGGUUAACAUUGGUGGUACUGAUGCACUGGUCAAGGACACUCCGAUGAAACUCAAGUCUGUCACAGACUGGCAAACGCAAGAAAUCAGGAUAUGGGAUGUCGUGAGUGAGUUGGUGUGUCUCUGCACCGUUCCUUCCCCCUCCAACCCGCUGGCCCUCGACAUGCGCUACCUGAAAAGCCUUCCCCUCACUGAAGGUUUCCUAGUCACCGGGGCCCUCCUCAACUUCCUGGAGAUGUACGCCGUCCACGGCAACCGAGAUGAACUGCAUUAUGAUAAAGUCAUAGAGGAGGUGAAGAGUCUGAGAAGACUCCAUGUCCAGACUCUGCUAGAGGUCCAGCGACAGAGAGGCACCACCAGGCCCGCCUCUAGCCCAACAACAGGGGCCUCCUCUGAGGACGAGUGACCAGGAUGUCCCCGCCCCGCCCCCCGCCCCGAUGGUCUGAACCACGAACCCCAAUCUUUAUAAAACACAGCAUUGUUUUUGCUGUAUAAGAUAAGACCUACUGUAGGGUCAGUGUGCUAACCCAGCUAAGGAUAAAAUAGGACAAUUCAAAUGGUUGACUUAUGAAUGCAUGUCCACCCAAUAGGUUCUGUUCUGUGCACCACCAGUGUAUUGAACGGUAUCAAUUAGUAUGUAAAAAUGUAAUUGGCUCAGAUUUCAGCUUCAGACGUGAAGCAUACCAAAUGUUGACAACUGAACAUUGCCCAGGUGUGUAUACUACUGUAUAUCCCCCUCCCCCCCCCAUUGCCAGCAUAACCAGGUACUGGUAUAAACAAUCUUGUUUGUGAGAAAAUAAAGCACCCUGUGAGAUUGGUCACAUGCCCCAGAUUAAAAUCCCAUGACCUCUGUGAACCUGUCCACCCUCCCAAACGUUGGAAUUCUGUCUACUUCUGACCAAACAGAACCCCUGUUAAAAAUAGACAUGUGGGCUGUAGAGAAAGUACUGCCAGGGUCGUUGUUUGCCUCAUUCAUCAUGUUUGAAAGUAGUGAU